AUGACAGUCGUGUGCCUGUAUUGCGAAGACGCGAGUGAAAAUGAGAGUUGUCUACAAGGUGGGUGCUCUGCUUUCAUGCGACCAGCACCCUGGGACAACCACAACUACAACCUUCACCCCGAUGAGAUGGAAGGCCAACUGCACCUCCAUACAGGUCUUGGCGACUACAAGGCCUUCCGUCCAAACCUACACGGCACCAAGUUGGCAACACGCGUGACAUCAGACCCGGAGAAGAGACCGCAUCUUCACAAGCGCAAGUCGCACCAUCACCACCACCGCGACCGCGAGGACCGCGAGGACCGCCACCGUCACAGCUCUAGCAAGCGGAAGGCCGCUAAGGAAGCUGUUCAGUCUGCUAUACAGCCCCCAACUAGCUUUGGGGACUUGCUCCGGCAGGCACGAGGCAGCAAAGAAUCCAGUCCAAGCCACAGUCGCAAAGGCAGUGUUGCACCUGGUCAGGACCGGAAGAGAAACUCCAAGGAUGACGGGGAUGACCGUUCUUUGGUUCUGCCCAAGAAGCGGCUUCGGCCGGAAGAGGUGGAAAAAGAGGGGCUAAAAGUCCAAGCUAGAGAACGGUACGGCGUGGGAGUCUCAAUAAUUUUCGAGAUUGUACACUCUGUUCCAAGCACUGACAUGGCAUACAGAGACCUCCGAGCCGCAUUACAGUCACUCUCAGAUCAAUCUUUGAAGACAUCUCGCCGCCUCGACGAUACAUACUAUGCCAUUCUCGAAAAAGUUUCGGUGCUCCGCCAGACCAUCGGAACCUUACAAGAGCUCUCUGGUUUGACCAAAGAACUGCAAAUCAACUUCGAGUCUGACACGAAAGAGCUUGUCCAACAUGUCUCGGGGCAAGUAGAAGCGUUUGACGACUUCCAGCCAUCGCAACAACAAGUCAGCGCAUUGGAAGAACGUAUCAAGGCUGGAAAGCAAAAGGCAGAUAGCCUGACGGCGAGGCUUGCACGUGCAAAGGAGCGAGUGGAUGCAAGAGCCAAGUCAGAAGCCCAGUGGCAGGCUACUAGCACACAUCGACGGCGUAUCUUUUGGGGCAUAUUGGGCGCUAUCAUGGCGGCUAUCAUCGCUCUCAUGUUCUUCCACCAGCUCAAUCCUGCCCAUGGUACCGAUCACCCGCAGCCGACUCCAGACUUCGCUUCUCGGUCCGCCAUUUUGGAUGCGCCCAUUCCCGACAUCGCGAAGGAUGCCAUCAUUGGACCUCCCCCUAAGCCAUCAAAUCCGGUUUCCGAGGCGUCAACGCAGGAGUCAUCAUUAGAGGAGGAUGAGAGGUUGCGCAUAUUUGACGAGCUUUGA
This is a messenger RNA of Plenodomus lingam JN3, 1305 nucleotides long. The record is from RefSeq and is a predicted model, not a curated record. NCBI's taxonomy places the organism in Eukaryota, Fungi, Ascomycota, Dothideomycetes, Pleosporales, Leptosphaeriaceae.